Molecule: messenger RNA, 2455 nt
Organism: Emys orbicularis (European pond turtle)
Lineage: Eukaryota; Metazoa; Chordata; Testudines; Emydidae
Gene: CLCC1
Product: chloride channel CLIC like 1
Exons: 14
Coding region: 41-2197 (718 amino acids)
Cellular component (GO): endoplasmic reticulum; membrane
Molecular function (GO): chloride channel activity
Source: RefSeq, a predicted model, not a curated record
GCCGGAGUGGAGCCGGGGGCCGAGCGGGGGAGAGGGCAGGAUGCUGGUUCCCUUGGUACUGUGUGCAACUCUCAUGAUAGGAAGUGGUGAAAUUCAAGGUGAUGAAUGGAUUGACCCCACAGAUAUGCUCAAUUAUGAUGCAGCUUCAGGAACAAUGAGAAGACCUGCCAAGGUUAAAAAAAGUGUCUGUGUCUCUGUAAAUUAUGAUGACUCUGAGAAUAGGGAGGCACCAGAUGCCGUUGUGAACUUGCCAAGCACUGCAGCAGUAUCAGAGUGCCAUAGGAAAUUAGAAUCCUUAAUUCAGAAGAUUGAAGAGUAUGAGAAGAAAGAGAAGACCAAGUUAAGUGAAAGCCAUAGCAUUCAUGUUUUUAGGAGAUACUUGAAUAAGAUUUUAAUUGAAGCUGGAAGACUUGGCCUUCCUGAUGAAAACAUUGGUGAUGUGCAUUAUGAUGCUGAGAUCAUCCUUACAAGUCAGGCACUUUUGGAGAUCAACAGAUUUCUCAAUGAGGAGGACUGGAAAUCAGGCGCUUUGGAUGAUGCAGUUAGUGAUAUUCUGAUUAAUUUUAAACAUCAUGAUUAUGAAGCUUGGAAAUGGAGGUUUGAGGACACUUUUGGAGUUGAUCCAUAUAAUUUGCUUAUGGUACUCUUGUGUUUGGUGUGCAUUACAGUAACUGUAGCUACUGAGCUAUGGACACACAUUGGUUGGUGUACUCAAGUAAAACGCAUUUUAUUCAUCAGUUUUCUCAUCAGUUGUGGAUGGAACUGGAUCUACUUAUAUAAGAUAGCCUUUGCACAGCAUCAAGCUGAAGUGGCCAAAAUGGGAAAUUAUGACACAGUAUGUGAUAAGAAGAUAGACUGGAGUGAGAGUCUUUUUGAAUGGUUUAGAAGUUCAUGGACAUUCCAGGAUGAUCCUUGUCAGAAGUACUAUGAAACAAUACUAGUAAAUCCCAUUUGGCUAGUCCCCCCAACAAAGGUAUUGGCUGUUACAUUUACCAAUUUUGUAACAGAACCAUUGAAACAUAUAGGGCAAGGAAUUGGUGAAUUUAUUAAAGCCCUUAUGAAGGAGAUACCAAUGAUGCUACAGAUUCCAGUGUUAAUCAUCCUAGCUGUGGCUGUUCUGGGUUUCUGCUAUGGUGCAGGAAGAUCAGUUGCUACACUAAUACAUUUAACAGGUCCUGAGCGGAAACCACCUCCUUCACUUCCUCCAAGUGACAGGCCACACUGGGAACAAAUAAAUUAUAGUGCAGGUGAUUCAGAUACCAAUUACAGAAGGAAUGUUGGUGCCCUCAGUGGAGGACCUCAUGACAGAGGAGAUGAUCACAUGAGACUUCAAAAUGGCACCAGAAGCUCUGAAGUUCUGCUGCCAGGUGGUACACCAAAUGCACGAAGAGAAGAGCAUCACAAGUGUGGAUUGCACCCUGUGUCUCAAGAUCAAACAAUUUUUAGAGUGAAAACCAAUGUAGAUCAAAACCGUGAUAGAGAGAUUGCACCUGAAGAGCAGAAACUGUGCACACUUGGAGUUGAACAAGAGUCUGAAAAGAAUUGUGAACCUCAAGCAAGUUGUAGCUUAAAAAAGGAGAAAACAAAUAAGCAAAACUCAACUGAUAAAACAGGAGAUCGUGAGAAGACGGAGAAGGGCAGCCUACCUCGAUUAAUGGAAGGCACAGAGGAAACUAAAGAAUCUUUGAACUCUACUGGUUUGUGCUAUGAUGCAGGAAAAUCGGUUGCUACAUUAAGAGAUUUUAAAAGUCCUGAGCAGGAACCAUCUCCUUCACUUCUUCCAAGUGACAGACAGCACUGGCAACAAAUAAAUUAUAGUGCAGGUGAUUCAGAUGCCAAUUACAGAGGGAAUGUUGGUCCCCUCAGUGGAGGACCUUAUGACAGAGGAGAUGCUCUCAGAGACAGCGAUGAUCACAUGCGACUUCAAAAUGGCUACAGAAGUCCUGAAGUUCUGCCGGCCGGUGAUAUACCAGAUGCACAAAGAGAAGAGCAUCACAAGGUAGCAUCCAGUAGAACAUUUGAUAAAGUCCUUUACAGGAGAUUACUAAGGCAACUUUGUCAUGGGAAGAUAACAAUGCUGAAAAUUAGCCUAUGUGGGGUGCAGCAAGGUUCUCGACUACUCUUUGUAUUUAACAUAUGGAAAAAGGGGGAACAAAGUCAGCAGCCUACUAUUGAAGAUCUUCCAGGAACCCCUUAGUUCCCUGGUUUUAUCUUCCUGAUGCAAUGGAACCCCAGUGUAGAUGAAAGUGCAGCAAUUAAAGAAAUUUAUCAAUGCCAGUUGGCAAGUGAGACACUAGCUAUGGCUUGCCCCUUAAUCAAGAAGACUGGAUUCCUAGCGAAUUCUCAUCCUUCAGAUUUUUGCUCCUUAUGGAUCAACACUAUCCCUCUGAAGCUGUUUAUAAAAGUCUUGUGAUGGAGAACUAGGUAAAUGUAUGUAUUUCAAAGUAAACCAAGC